Messenger RNA from Komagataella phaffii GS115, 387 nucleotides. RefSeq lists its product as hypothetical. The record is from RefSeq and is a predicted model, not a curated record. The transcript has a single exon. NCBI's taxonomy places the organism in Eukaryota, Fungi, Ascomycota, Pichiomycetes, Pichiales, Pichiaceae. Bases 1 to 387 code for a protein of 128 amino acids.
AUGUCGGUUCGAUAUCCCAGAGUUCAUAUUGAAUAUUGUGCAAAGUGUAAAUGGGGACUCCGAGCUAACUGGUAUCAACAAGAGCUGUUCCAGACUUUUGGGACCGAAAUAGGCGAGGUUGCCCUAAGUCCUUCGCUCGAUUCAGGAACCUUCAGAGUGGCAGUUUGCUUGAAUGAUAAAGACGAAGGAAUGAUUGUUUGGGAUCGACGGAAAAUGGAUGGAUUCCCUGACUCUAAAAUCCUGAAACAGCUUAUUCGAAAUAUUAUUGCUCCUUUGAAAGAGUUAGGUCAUGUUGAUAAAUCUUCCAAGAACGAUGGAAAAUUGAUUGUCGACAUUGGCCAGAAGGAAACAGAUCCUGAUGCGUGUAUAGACUGUGAAAAGAAGUAA